Molecule: messenger RNA, 2165 nt
Organism: Telopea speciosissima
Lineage: Eukaryota; Viridiplantae; Streptophyta; Magnoliopsida; Proteales; Proteaceae
Product: pentatricopeptide repeat-containing protein At3g29230-like
Exons: 1
Coding region: 15-1625 (536 amino acids)
Biological process (GO): RNA modification
Molecular function (GO): RNA binding; protein binding
Source: RefSeq, a predicted model, not a curated record
UGUUUUUAUGAUAUAUGUGGUUGAAGCGCAUACCUUCAGCACUGAUCCCUAGGUCAGCAGAAAUUGUAGAAAUAAUUUCUGAGCACCUCCAGCAAUGUACAUCUAUGAGGUCAUUGAAGCAGGUCCAUGCUCCCAUGAUCACAAGUGGGCUCCACCGUGAAAAUUAUUUUUCUGUCAAGCUUGUAACUUUGAGCACUAAAGUAAUGGGGGAUAUCACUUAUGCCCGCAUGAUUUUUGAUUGCUUCUUCGACACAAAAAAUGUGUUUCUUUGGACUUCCAUGAUUGCUGCUUAUGCAGGGCAGCAAUCUCAGGACACAGUUGAAGCUAUUUUUAUUUACAGGAAGAUGCAAAGGCACAUGGUCAGACCUAACAGUUUUACCCUUUCUUCUGUCCUAAAAGUGUGUUCCUUUCUUUUGGCUAUCCAAGUAGGCAGACAAAUCCAUGGUCAUUCUGUUAAACUGGGCCUGAACUCUGACCCCUAUGUGCAGACAACACUGGUGGACAUGUAUGCUAAGUUUGGUUGCAUUAAGUCUGCAACAUAUCUAUUUGAAACAAUGUCUGAGAGAAAUAUUGUGGUAUGUAAUGCUAUGAUCAUGUGCUAUACCAAGGCUGGAAAUGUUGAAGCAGCCCAAAAAAUCUUCGACAAUAUGACCAACAGGGAUUGCAUUUCAUGGACUGCCAUGAUCUCUGGUUACAGUAACCAUGGAAACAUGCAAGCUGCACAGGAUCUUUUUUAUUUGAUGCCUGAGAGAGAUGCAUCUUCUUGGAAUGCAUUGAUUAUGGGUUAUUCUAAAAGUGGGGAAUGGCAUAGAGCUCUAGUACUCUUCAAUGAGAUGCAGCUGGAGAAUGUCAAACCAGAUCCAGUAACAAUGGCUGUCAUCAUUUCUGUCUGUGGACAUAUAGGGGCUUUAGAAACGGCAACACAAAUACAUGACUACGUAAAGAACAAAGGUGGUGUAAUAUUGAAUGUCCAUGUUUUCAAUGCCUUGAUUGACAUGUAUGCUAAAUGUGGGAGUGUGGAUAAAGCACAUCAAAUAUUCUGUGAGAUGCCCUUUAAGGACAUAGUGUCAUACAAUUCAAUGAUUGCAGGUUUUGCCAACCAUGGGCAUGCCGAAGAUGCCCUGAAACUUUUCUCAGAGUUAGUGCGUUAUGGUUUGCAACCAGAUGCCGUGACAUUUGUGGGUGUUUUAACUGCAUGCAGCCAUGCUGGACUGCUAGAUUUAGGCUGCAAAUUCUUCAAUUGCAUGACCCGACACUACAGAAUAGAGCCGUUGGUUGAUCACUAUUCUUGCAUAGUUGACCUUCUAGGCCGUGCGGGACUUGUCCAGAAGGCUUAUGAGCUGAUAAAAGUGAUGAAAGUGGAACCUCAUGCUGGGGUAUGGGGGGCUUUGCUAGCAGCAUGCAGGACUUACUGCAAUGUUGAAGUCGGAAAAAUUGCUGCAAAAGAACUUUUUAAGAUGGAGCCUGCAAAUCCUGGUAACUAUGUUUUGCUGUCUAACAUUUAUGCCAGAGCCAAUAUGUGGGAUGAUGUUUCUAAGGUCAGGCAUUGGAUGAGGAGAACAGGAGUGGCCAAAACAGAUGGAUGCAGUUGGAUAGAGAUUGAUGGGGUAUUCUCUAAUUCUUAACAGGAGACGCAACCCACCAGCAAUGCCAAUAUAACAUGAAUUUUCGAGAAGUUUGUCUUCGUACUUGUUGUUUGACAUCUGAUUUCAGUUCAUCUAAAUUGGAAUAAGGAAGUGUGGAGCAUUUUGUUCAUCGAACAGAAAAAAAAAAUCUUGAUGCAUGAUUCCAAUGAUGGAUUGGUGUUGUGUGUUUGAUAUGAUUGUUGGAGACCCGAAAUGGUGGGGAAAGGCUUUGCUAAAUUUGAGAGUAAGUAUUAUCUUUCUCCAUCAUAUCUAUUUUGCUGUGUAGACCAUUAGGAAUGAACUUAGGAGAUCUGGAAUUCUGGUUGCUUUUCAUGCUGGAUCUGAUUCAAGAUCAACCUUAACGUAGAAAACUUACCUACAUUUGUGGCCACUGCAGCUGAAGACUAUUAUGCUUGUUUGUAAGAAAACUAUUUUUCAUUGUUUAAAAAGUUGGAAAUUAGUUUCAUUUCAAUGAGGACUAUGCUCAUAGCUGGACUCACUUCUUGGCUCUCUAAUUAUCAAAUCAAACAUUUGAGCAUG